Messenger RNA from Melampsora larici-populina 98AG31, 1179 nucleotides. RefSeq lists its product as uncharacterized. The record is from RefSeq and is a predicted model, not a curated record. The coding region runs from base 1 to 1179 and encodes 392 amino acids. Lineage: Eukaryota; Fungi; Basidiomycota; Pucciniomycetes; Pucciniales; Melampsoraceae. The transcript is spliced from 4 exons.
AUGGAUACCGACACACGAACAAUUUACAGCAAGAAAGACAUUGGUGAGAAGAUUUCUGAGUACUUGGCUGAGCAAGGUUUAUCAAGACGAGAUGGGAAAGGUGUAGAGACCCAGAUACGUACACUUGAAGCAGGCUUCACGCUUGCUCAAGACUUUCGCAGUGGAACUGGACAAGGUAUUUUGGAAGAUUUUGAGCAACAAGCUCAAACAGAGAAAUCCGAGAUGGGCUACUCAUCUGAUAGUGAUGAGUGGAAGGCGAUUCAGCAAACAACUAAAUCGAAGUUUGACCAGCUCUUGUUCCAACGUUCGAUUUAUUACUAUGAUCUCCUACCUUUCAUGUCAACACGGACUAACGUCAUACCCCAGGCAGUUCGUGAAAGUGGGGAUCAUUUAGAUGAAGAGACUGUUCUUCCUUCUACAAAGCGUGCACGCAAUCAGUCUCCGAUCAGCAUCGUAUCCUCAACACACGAAAGCCAUGAAAUUGAAACGACUCCUUGGGAAAGUCCUCUUGACCUAGACGAAGCAAUCACUCAGAUUGUAGUUGACAGUCCCGGCUCUUUUUCAGCUUCCCAAAACCGACAAGGUUCACCUACACCAAACAAUUUAAACAAGAAAGGAGGGAGUGGCCGCCCACCUGGCCGGCCCUCCAAACGUCCCAACUCACUUCAAUUCAAUAAUCAAGGAGCAAAGUCGACCUCCAGCUCGGCCUCAGAUGUACAACAACUCCUAGCAUCUCACCUACCCUCACGAGAAGAAAAAGCUGAGAAGAACAAGCUAGAGAAAGAGCGAUGGAAUUUUGAGGAAAAGUAUAUGAAGGCAGAGCAAGAAGCACGAAAGGAAGAGAUCCAAACUCAGGCUAAACUGGCUGAUGCAGUUGCACGUCACCUUUCAGGAGCAAAUGAUGGUUUAGACACCGCUGAACGUGCUCAACGAUCUCAACUUAAACUUGAACAAGAUCGAGUUCAGCUUGAACUUUCACGAUCUCAGUUGGCUCGCAGUCGUGAAGACCUCAUCACCGCCAGGAGUGAACGUAAGUUGUCUAUGUUGGCCAAAUACAAGGCAUUGGGUUUUUCAAUUGAGGAAGCUAAAAAGGAAGUAGAGGAGGCUGAAGAUCAAAUUCGAACUUAUCCAAUGCCGCUGAUAGGGGACCUGGAAGGAGAAUCUCAAGGAUCGAUUUGA